AUGGCGCUCUACCGGCUGUCAGACCUGGUGGUGCCCUGCAAUGCGACCUUCAACACCUCCUGGGAGCUGUGGCUGGGGACGGACCCCAACAGGCUCAUGCCGCUGCUCAACGCGCUGGAGAUAGAGCACUACCCCUGCCUGCAGGACGACGAGGCGCCGCGGCCGACGGCGUCGAUGCUCAGCCACGUGUACGCGCUGAAGGACAUCAUGAGCGCCAUCAGGGCGGCCGCCAUCAUCGUGCAUGACUACGGCGUCAAGGAGUAUGCCCUUGAGGUGUACGGCAGCCUGGACUUUGACCGCGACUACGUCACCGGGUGCCACAAGCUGAUCAAGCAGCUGAAGCUGGAGGACAACGUCAACCUCAGGGGCCUGGGUGCACCCAUCAAGGUGCUGUCGGCCACGUGGCUGUACAUCCAGACCUCCAUCAGCGAGGGCCUGCCCGUGUCAGUCAUAGAGGCCGGCCUCACCGGCAAGUGUGUCGUGUGCACCAACGUGGGCGGCUGCGCAGAGCUCCUGUCAAACCCCAACUCAGGGGCGGAUGGAAGCAGCCACGGCCUGGUGGGGCCCCAGCCGCCGAUGUUCGGGCGGCUGGUGGCCCCCAAGGAUGCUGAGAUGAUCGCGUACGCCCAGCUGGAGGCACUGGGGUACCUGCCCACGCUGCAGAUCCCCAAGCUGCUGAAGCCACCAGAGGUGGACCUGCCUGAGCUCAAGAAGCGCAUCCACGAUCCUGAGGUCAAGAAGCAGCGCCACGCCCUGGGCCGCCUGUUCCGCCAGUUUGGCCUCGACCAGUUCCGCAUGAGCCGCUACAUUCUGCAGCACAGGCAGGCCCUGUUCACGCCUGCAUACAAGAGGGAGGCAAUGGCGGCCCUGGGCGGCUACGAGCAUGCUUAA
Molecule: messenger RNA, 891 nt
Organism: Monoraphidium neglectum
Lineage: Eukaryota; Viridiplantae; Chlorophyta; Chlorophyceae; Sphaeropleales; Selenastraceae
Exons: 8
Coding region: 1-891 (296 amino acids)
Molecular function (GO): glycosyltransferase activity
Source: RefSeq, a predicted model, not a curated record